UUUGGCACAGUAGCUGUCGCCUGUCAGUUAUAGAUUUCUAAACGAAAAUUUCUCAUAACCCACUUUGAGGCCUUUAUUUUCUUUUGUUGUGUUUUUCGUAUGUUUAUGUCGUACUUUAAUUUGUUUAAUGUGGGAAGUGCAUUUCAAGCUGGCUGAUACAUUUAUGAAAUGACGUAGUAGUACAAAUAUUAUGUGUUUCGUGUGUUUAAUGAGAAUAUUUUAAUGGAGUUGAAGGUCUGGGUCGAGGGAAUACAAAGGAUCGUUUGUGGGGUCACAGAGACUACAACUUGCCAGGAUGUAGUUUUCGCGUUAGCUCAUGCCACUGGCAAAGUUGGCAGAUUCACGUUAAUAGAACGGUGGCGGAAUAAUGAACGUCUUUUGGCACCUCAAGAAUUUCCCCUCAAGAUUCUAAUGAAGUGGGGUGAAUAUUCAAAUGACAUACAGUUCAUACUGAGGAGAUCAGAAUCAGGCAGUAAUCAGAAACCUCAAUUGUCUGCCAACACAAGGUCUCCUAUAGGAAAUUGUAAUCACAAUACAUCAAAUCCCAACAUAGUGGACUCUCAAAGCUCACCAAACAGAAUAAACACAGUAGCAUCAUAUAACAAUAAUGUAAAUAAUACAUCACCUGGGAACCCUGUUGGUGUGGUGAAGGGUGUGCAGCAAGCCAAAAUACCUGACUCGGAGAGCCCUGUGUUGAAAGAUGUCCCUCCUUAUAGAGAGCCGCCUCCACCAUAUCGUUCACCACCGCCUCCCUCGCAAGCCGUACGAAAAUCUCCGAAUCGCUUGCGCAAUCGUCAGUCGCAUAUGUCUCCCGUCAACCUGCCUGAAGAAAACUCUGAGAACCGGAGCCCCGAGGCUGUUAGCUAUAACACUCAGUAUAGGGAGCUUGUUUCUCUUGUGAAUUACCAGCGGGAAAAACUAUCCAGUCAGCAAGUUGAUCUUAUUAAGUAUGAUGCGGAAAUUGGUUACUGGGAAAACAAGGGCCGUGAACAAGAGAGGCAAGUAGAGCUGCUGCAACAACAAAUUGGUUCUGCUGACAAUCAGCUCAGAAUAAGUACUGAACAGGUGCAAGCAUUAACCUAUGUGGAAGAAGAGAGUGAAAUAGUCAAACAGAAUGAAAAAACUCUAAAAUCUGAGAUUGUUUUGGUGCAUUCAAAAUUAGCAAAUUGUGAGACAGAGUUGUUGCAAUGCAAAAAUAAAAUUCGAAAAUUAAUGGAAGAUAUUCACAAUGAGCAGAGACUUAUCAACAGCCGCCAACAAGAUAGCAGACAAGCAUUGGAGCGUUCAAUGCUUGCUGAAAUGGAGAGUUUGCAAAGCCAAAUACAGCAAGCGAAACAUGCCACUGAAAUAAACCACCUAACAGCAGAAAAUUUGAAGAGAGAGGUUGGAGUUUUAGAGAAUGCCAUAAUGGAGAAAAAGCGUCAAGUGGAGCGAUUGGUGCAAGAGAUGAAGGAAGCCAAUCUUCAGAGUUUGACGGGUAGUGUUGAUGAAUUGCGACAUCCACUAGAUGGACUAUGCAAAGCAGGGAGUGCUCGAAGAAUUAUAGGUUCCCCGCGGCAGCUGGAAAAUGCCGCACCAACCAAUAAGAAUCCUCAUGGCGUGUGGGUGUAAACACUAAUAGAGAAAAUUCAUCAUAAUAUUAUAUACACACACUCGAACUGAACAUUGGGUUGAGAAUAUUUCCGUAUGAUUAUAUUAGUAUUUAAUCAGUAUGCAGACUUUAUAUGCAUUUUAAUUAUAGAAUACACGUGUUUUAUGGGUAUUGUUUAUUCAAUGCUUACAGUCUAUAGUUGUGACCACCAAAUAAUAAGUUUAACAAGUAGCAAGAAAAUAUUCUCAAUCAUCUUCUCAGAUUAGUGUUGUUAGAACAAAUGUUUAUAUGAUAUAUAGAACUGAUAUUAUGUGCAUGACAGAGACAGUAACUUGUUAUUGGUCUUUCUUAGUAUUUAGUUAAAUUGUAUUUGUGUUCAAAUUAGUGUCAUAUUUAAAUUUAUUGUCACAAAAUAAUCAAUCCGUUAUAAAUUAACAUAUCGUGAAUGGUUAACAAGGGAGUGUAUUAAAAUAUAUUUUUAUUUAACAAUGAAAGUAUUAUUAUCUUGCCCUAUUUUAUACUAUUGAAUUGUAUAAUAUUCUUUAUAGCAUUCUUAAAAUUGUUUUUUUUUUAUAAUUAGAUCUAAAAACAUAUGAAAUAUAAAAUCAGGCAUGCAUUUUUAUAAGGAUGCAUUUUUUGUAGUGUGCAAAGAAUUGAUGUCUAAUUUAGUGUGUGUGCUUUUAAAAAUGCUUUGAUUUCUAAAGAAAAUGUUUCUUUGGACUUUGUAUGAUGUCCUAAUUGGUUAAAUGUAUACCUACGCAAAUAAUAAUGCUCAAUUAUUUCGUUGUAAUUUGACUUGUGUUAUUUACGCUAUACCGACGGAUGCUAAUAGUCUAUUUGUAACUAAUUGUGCCGUUUAUACCAUAAAAAUAUAGAUCAAAUAUAGUUAUGACCAUGUAUUAAUUAUAUAGAAGAAUUUUGGUACUAAUUCAUUGUAUCUUUAUAAAUAACCUAUGAAGUAUACUAUAUUGCAUUAUAGCGAUAAUUUAUAAUAAUAAUAAUAAUAAAUCUAGUCGAAAGUAUAGGCCAUUGCAAUAUGUUAUAAUGCCAUUUAUCUUCUAAAACAUAGCAAGAAAAAUAAAUAAAAUUAUGCUAUAUAGUGAAAUAAAAUGAGAUUUCCUAUUAUACCAACUGUUAGAGACUCGAUCUGUAUUCUCUUUAUUUCCGUGAUUACUGAUAGUGUUUAGAAAAAUUAUGUAUUAUUCGCAUAUUAAAUAAAUCGUACUGGAAAUUAU
Manduca sexta (tobacco hornworm) is the source of this 2826-nucleotide messenger RNA. RefSeq names its product ras association domain-containing protein 8 (gene RASSF8). Lineage: Eukaryota; Metazoa; Arthropoda; Insecta; Lepidoptera; Sphingidae. The coding region runs from base 223 to 1611 and encodes 462 amino acids. The transcript has 10 exons. The record is from RefSeq and is a predicted model, not a curated record. Gene Ontology annotation, biological process: signal transduction.